This is a messenger RNA of Clarias gariepinus (North African catfish), 3957 nucleotides long. RefSeq names its product faciogenital dysplasia (gene fgd). Lineage: Eukaryota; Metazoa; Chordata; Actinopteri; Siluriformes; Clariidae. The record is from RefSeq and is a predicted model, not a curated record. Bases 242 to 2989 code for a protein of 915 amino acids. Gene Ontology annotation, molecular function: metal ion binding; guanyl-nucleotide exchange factor activity. The transcript has 19 exons. Gene Ontology annotation, cellular component: cytoplasm. Gene Ontology annotation, biological process: filopodium assembly; cytoskeleton organization.
UGGAGUGAGUGAGGGAGUGAGUGGAUCGAUGCGCAGAUGAAGGAACAGAAAAACAGGCUCGAGUCUGGUUGCAGGUUCAGUGUCACUGCAUUGUUCUUCUCUGAAUCGUGAGCGGCGUCUCAAAACCAGAACGGACCAGGCGUGUUCAGCAAAUGGAGAAGAAACUAAACAGGAACGUUUGACGUUAACGCGAGCCAGAGUGCGAGUGCAAAGAAGUGCAAUAAAGACACACUGCCUGAAGAUGGAAGAAAGUUUGUUUGGGAAGAUGCAGGGAAUCCCAACAAGCGACCUCUCAUCCCCACUCAUUCAGUAUUCUUGUGGAUCAGUGGAUUUGGUGUUGAAAAAGAAAACCUCGCUUCUUCCCAGAUCAUGUCAGAGCCACAUUGUUGGGAAGUCCUGCCAGCCCGCUUCAGCUGCACAGAGAAAGCCAACAUCACAGAGACCUCAAGUGCCCCCUAAGCCCCCACAUCUGCGGACUCCACGGCAGGACCACAGCAAGUGGCCACAGCAGAUCCCUCCAGCGCCUUGUCGCCCUCUCCCAGUCCCUCCACCCAAACCCAAAACACUCGCAUCCAAGCCGGAGAAACAUCCGGCCAAGAGUGUGUGCUUCCUCAUUGAGAAGUUUGAAAACUCCAGGGCCCCAAUUCUGGGAGUCCAACCCAAAAGUGCCUUCCAUUUACACCUGAGAAUGGAAGCUCCAGCUCCAGAAAUCACACAACCGCCGCAGUUUAAUGAGUCAGAGCUGCAUGUCUCUGGGAACAUGUUGCUCAUGGAUGAAAUUUCCCUUACAAAGGAUAUAGAAAUGCCAGCUUUAGACUGUUUAAGAAUAGACUGUGUCAGUGACACUGGCAGUCAAGACAAACUUGAUCAACAGUCCCACAGUGGAGAUUUGGACAUUAACCACAGUGGUUCCGACAACAUCCACAACGAUGCAGAGAAUACGGUUAAAGACGUGGACCAUAACAAUAUUGACGCGGGACACAAUGUUGGCGGUUUAAUAGGCGGCCCGUGUGCAGGGCAGGUUAGCGAUGUGACGGAAGCUAACGGAAAGAUCCCCAAUCGGGACAGCGGAAUAGACAGCCCGUGCUGCGGAGCCGAGGGGGAGGCGUUUCCAAAUGAGGUCCCCAUUGAAGAGGAAGAACGGAAUGACAGCAUAGCCACAGAAACGGAGAGUGUGUCUUGUGUCACCAUUAGCAAUAAGCGGGACUCAACUCAGGAUGAAGAUAGCGACUUGGAUGAAGGGAGCAGUGAAGAACCAGAAAGCCUGGAAGGCAAAGGUUUGCAGACUGAGUCUCAGAAGCUGUUCAAUAUCGCACAAGAACUCCUCCAUACAGAGGAAGCUUAUGUUAAAAGACUCAACCUGCUAGAUCAGGUGUUCUGUACUAAGUUGACAGAGGCAGGUAUUCCCACAGAUGUGAUUAAUGGGAUCUUCUCAAAUAUCUCCUCCAUCUACCGCUUCCACCAUCAGUUCCUGCUGCCGGAGCUACAGACACGGAUUAAUCAAGAGUGGAACACAACUCCACGUAUAGGUGAUAUCCUGCAGAAGUUGGCGCCGUUUAUGAAGAUGUAUGGGGAAUAUGUCAAAAACUUUGACCCUGCAAUGGAUUUGGUCAACACAUGGAUCCAGAGGUCGACCCAUUUCAAAAGUGUGGUUCAGAACAUCCAGAAACAGGAUGUAUGUGGUAACUUGACAUUGCAACAUCACAUGCUGGAGCCGGUGCAGCGUAUUCCUCGUUACGAGCUCCUCCUUAAAGACUACUUAAAGAAACUGCCCAGCGAAGCACAAGAUAGGAAAGAUGCAGAGAAGGCUCUGGAUUUGAUCUCCACGGCAGCUAACCAUUCUAAUGCUGCUAUUAAGAAGAUGGAGAAGAUGAAUAAGCUGCUGGAGGUGUAUGAACGAUUGGGUGGGGAGGAAGACAUCGUAAAUCCAGCGAAUGAACUUAUCAAAGAGGGUCAUAUAAAGAAGAUGUCUGCCAAAAACGGCACAGCCCAAGACCGAUACCUCUACCUGUUUAAUAACAUGUUGCUGUAUUGCGUGCCCAAGUUGCGACUGAUGGGACAGAAGUUUAGCGUCCGAGAGAGAAUUGACAUAGCAGGCAUGGAGGUUCAGGAGAAUGUAAAACAGAACACGGCUCACACGUUUGCCAUCAUCGGCAAGCAGCGCUCUCUCGAGUUGCAGGCCAGAAAUGCUGAAGAAAAGCAGGAAUGGAUCCAGGUCAUCUUGGCCACAGUAGAUAAGCAAAAACAGAACAGUGAGACAUUUAAUAAAGCCUUCAGCAGCUCCUUAUCCCGUGAUGAUGAGCACGCUCCUGAUUCACCGAGCACAUGGAGUAAUACGUCUCUAGAUUUAGAAGGAGGUGUGAAUGAAAGGAGGAGUUCGAAGAAGCGAGAUAAGGAAAAGGAGACUUGUAAGGGCUGCAAUGAGACUUUUCACUUCACUAAACGCAAACACCACUGCAAGAACUGUGGCGCGGCCGUCUGUGGUAAAUGCUCAAAGGUAUCAGAGGUCAAGAAUAUCCGCAUGUGUAAGCAUUGUUUCGAAAUCCUGCAAGGACCUGAUGGGACACCAGGUGGCAGUGCUGAGCAAAAGAAAAAAACAGCAGUGGAGAAACAGCUCUCCUUGACAGAUGACAGUUGUGUGCUAUGCAGCCAGCUCCAGGUUCAAGAGAAAGGAAAGAACUGGACCAAGACCGUGGUGGCCAUAACAAAAGCAGAGCCACUAAUGCUUUACCUGCAGACUGGCAGCCAGGAUGCACGUGGAGCCCGGACGAUCUCUCUACCUGGUUAUGAGGUCAGUGCGGUGUUAUCACCCUCAGAGAAGUCAGAAGGCAAACAUGUGUUCAGGCUGAGUAACUCCCAGCAUGCAAUGCUCUUCAGUGCUCCAGAUGUAGAGUUAAUGGACAAAUGGGUGGAUCUCCUGUCCUAUGCUGCAAACGGUGUGGCUUCGGAGACAUCAUUAAGCGUGACGGAACACCGUAAGAGCCAAUGAGGACGAGAUAUUAAAGCAACAGAACUUUGUCUUACAGAACUUGCUACUUGAAUUCACGUUAUCCUCAGCACUUUUUGCUUUUUUUAAAUUUUUUUUUUAGUUUGUAGUUCCACUUCACUUUUUGCAUGCUUCUUUCACAAAAGCACAGGAUGCAUUUGUACAGAUAAACAAAAUGCGCCACCUUUUCUGCAACAGUUGUGCUGGUGUGUGGCUGGUUCCUAAAUACACUGUUCCCCUCACCCCCAAAAAACUAUUUUGUAUUAUAAUAGAUAUGGUUGUUAUGGAUUUUUUUUUUAUUAUUAUUAUUGAAUGUUACUUGCUGAAUGUUUUAUGACUUAAAAGGUUAAAAGUUCAUGUAAAUUAUCUGUUUAGCAUUAACUCACAUUUACUUUUGCUAAAAUACUGCCUUUACUGUGUAUUCAUUUUCUUUUCCUCUUUGCUAGCAAACCAUGUUCUGCUCCUGCACCACAUUGUGGCUUUGUAGCCUCUUUUUAAAGUUCAGGAUUAUGAAAGAGGAACCUCCAUUUUAAAUCUAACGAACAAUGGUGGCAGGCCACUACUGUAAUAUCAUCUCAUUAGUAUUGUCUUUUCCCAACUCAGUCAUUUCAUCUGUGUUUCAUUUCGAUUCUACUGUACAUGGCCCUUUAAGCAAUCUGGCAUAAUUGCACCCUUUCAGUACAUCUGCUGUAUUUGUACUGUAUUGUAAGUACUGUAAGCUUAAGUUAUCACUUGUAAGUGAAGCAAAUAAGUCUUGUGAGUCUGAAAAUGGAUCUUAUCAUGCCUGCAGCAUCCCAUAUUUAUAAUUCAUGCUUUUAAAAAACCCUGCCUCCUGAACAUAGAUUUUAACCAACUAACCAAGAUAACUGUGUUCUUUUUUCUUUUUUUUUUUUUUCUUAACCAGAAGUGUUCACAAAAUGAACUGUCUACCUUAUCAUCAGAAUAAAAUAACAUCUGGUUUCCAUCUUUCA